Rangifer tarandus platyrhynchus (Svalbard reindeer) is the source of this 660-nucleotide messenger RNA. Lineage: Eukaryota; Metazoa; Chordata; Mammalia; Artiodactyla; Cervidae. The record is from the annotation of a GenBank genome assembly.
AUGCGGGGCACCCGGCAGCUACUCAGGGCUGCACGCUCUGGCCUCACGAUCUCUCGCCCCCAGACGGCGCUCCGACCCAGGGACGGGUGUGCAGGGGCGGCCCACCAGAGCCCGGCCGGAGAGGGGCCCUGUGUGCCUCAUCUGGCUCCGAGCUCAUGGCUCCACCAGCCUGGCCCCGCAGAUACGAUGGGACAAGGCCGCCCAGACAGAGGAACGCAGAACACUUCUCCCGCCGUGGCUGCCAAGCCUCCGAGAGCUGCAGGCACCCACAGGCCUGGGGACUGGCUCAGGGUGGCUGGGGGCGGGGGGGAAGGGACUGCCUUGCCCCACUCGGCUGGACGCAGCGGGACGCAGGGUGAGGCCCCCGCCCCCGCCCCCAGCAGGAGGGCAGCCUCGGGUCCUGAGGCUGCCAACUGUGGUCAGUGCCACCCUGCGUACCGGUUCCCACGAGUGAACACCGACUGCCCCGGGUCAGGCGUGAGCGUGAGGACGACAGACCAGGCCGGGGGUGUGGAGCUGGGCCCACGGCCCGCCCCCAGCCCUGCAGAGACACCGCCCAGCGUCCCGCCCACGGCCCCAAGUCUGAAGGGCGACCACCUACUUGAACUGAACCCCCAGCAGCACCAACCACGGGCCUGCAUGUCCUGCAGGGGCCACUGA